CAGUUCUCAGAAUCUGGCAGAUGAUCUUGCACUGAGCAGUUUGAGAGUUAGCAUUGUGCUGACGCAACAAAACGGGAAAGAGGGAAAAAGGGACAACCAUCGCUAUCAGCACCCCCUGCGCAUCGGUACAGUUAUUUUGUAUCUCAAAGCACAAACUGAGCUGUUCAUUGUCUGUCACUCGAGUCCUCAGGUACUCGUCAACUCGCGACGCAAUUUUUACUGCGCCCUUCACCCAAUCGGAUCCCAUCUGAUCUUUAAACAACAGUUGCGACACUUCGCCAAGCACAUCGCAUCUUCCACUUCAUACAACAACAAAUGGCUGUCGAAAACACCGGGGCUCCCGCUGGGGCUCCCGCACCACAGGAGAAGGGGAAGCAACAAGCUAAGUCCACUGUUGCCAACACACCAGCUACUACCGGAGGAGACGCCGCCGGCGAACAGAAGCUCACUCCCGCCCAGCUAAAAGCCAAGGCUAAGGCCGAGAAGGCAGCACGACGGGCAAAGGCAAAGGAAGUGAAGGAAGUCCCACCAGCGGCCGCAGUAGCAGAUGCAAAGGGGGGCAAGAGCGGCAAGGGCGGCAAGCAGGAGGGUAGUCAGUCCGCGGGGUCUCAGCAACAGGGCAAAUCUGUGCCCGGUCGCAGGCCGUCCGUGAACGGAAGGCGGCCUUCGGUUGCCAUCAUCAAGGAGGAUCCGAGGAGUAGCAUUCCCGAGUGCUUUAGCCAUGUGGCCAUGGCCAAGCGGAUACAGACGUCGCAGGCGCACAAGGACGUGCACCCUGCCGUGCUGGCGGUCGGCCAGCAGAUGGCUACUUUUGCGCUGAAGGAUAGCAUUGCCAGGCUGGAGGCGACCCUUUUGGCGUUCAAGAAGGUGAUUGAGUCCUACGAAACACCAAAGGGAAACUCACUGUCACGCCACUUUGUCCCGCAUGUCCUGAACCCCCAGAUCGAGUAUCUGACCGAAUGCCGUCCCAUGUCCUUCUCCAUGGGUAACGCCAUCCGCUUCCUCAAGUCCCAAGUCAACAAGUUCGACAUCGACACGCCCGAGGACGAAGCAAAGGAGUCCCUCCUCGAGUUUAUCGACAUCUUUAUCAACGAGCGCAUCACCCUGGCCGAGGUGGUCAUCUCCAAAAACGCUGCCGAGCUCAUCGACGAGGACGGCGUCGUCCUCACGUACGGCCGCCACCGGCUGGUAGAGAAGACCAUUCUGCGGGCCAAGGCCAACGGGAAAAGCUUUGCCGUGUCCGUCAUUGAUGACCCGUACGACCAGGGCGGCAAGGAGCUCGCCAAGACGCUACAGCAGGCCGGCAUCCGCGUCUUCUACUCGCCCAACCUCGGCGGCGUGCGGGCGCACCUUGAGCGGGCGAGCAACGUGCUGCUCGGCACCGAGGCCAUCUUCGCUAACGGAUCUCUGCAUGCCCCCGCGGGAACGGCGGACGUCGCCAUGGCCGCUUCUGCCGCCAACGUCAAGGUGGUGGCCCUCUGCGAGACUAUCAACUUUGACCGCGAGCGUGUGUCGGUGGACUCGCUCACCUACAACGAGAUUGACCCCGAGCGAUGCUCGGCUGAGUCGUUCCGGCUGAUGUUUGAUAACACACACAGCAAGUACAUUGCGGGUGUGAUUACCGAGUUUGAGAGCGGUACAGAUUUCGCUCCGGCGCAGGCUAUCUUGACGCUGUUAAGGAAGCGGGAGGAUCCUACCAUUGCUUAAACGGCAGAGUAUAGGAGAGGGUGACGGUGAGAUGAAGGAGAUAGGCAGAAAACUGCAAGAGUUGUUAGCCGGUGGUGGCGCGCCAGCUAGGUCACAGAGCUAGAGUAGGUAAAUAGAGAUACCCGCAUCUUAAACGGGGCUUACAACACGACCGCAUAGUUUGCGGCGAAGCGAACCUGGGGCAAAUAACCGAGGGAGAAGACGAAGGGAAAGGGAAAGGCAAAAACGGGAAGGGAGAUCAGAGCAUUGAAUUCAAACGAACUCGACUGUCAAGACACUUCUUUCCCUGCUUGCUGUGUCUGCCUGUAGCAUGUCUAUCAUGUGCUGACUUCUCUUCUUCAAUAGCUGGGCGUGCCGUAUAGGUCCUGUGGGUUCCCUUUCCUGCCCAUCUAUCUACCUGCCCUUGCGUCCCUCUUUCUCUCUUCCCCAGUGUACUGUGAUUCCACGAGGUCCCA
This is a messenger RNA of Neurospora crassa OR74A, 2162 nucleotides long. Its product is annotated as translation initiation factor eIF-2B subunit delta. NCBI's taxonomy places the organism in Eukaryota, Fungi, Ascomycota, Sordariomycetes, Sordariales, Sordariaceae. Bases 316 to 1707 code for a protein of 463 amino acids. The record is from RefSeq and is a predicted model, not a curated record. The transcript is spliced from 2 exons.